GAUACUCCUUCCCGGAGUCCCAGUCUCGUCCACAGUCACUUAUGCUCGCGCUCCAAAAAGUGGGUCCCUUCUACUCUCUACGCUGCACCCGUCCAGUGCUGGGUCGAUGAUCCCUGCGCAAACUCGUCUGGAGCGCGGACGGCGCUUAGUUAAGUGGACUCCACCCAAAGAGUUGUGAGCUGCUUACCCUGGGUCCCUCUCGCAGCUACUGGUGCGGCGUCGCCCCCCAGCCCCCGACCUCUAGGGGCUGGAACCCUGGCACCCCGGGGGCCUCACGCAGGGUGUCUGUCUGCAAAAGUCGCUCACACGCCGCCUCCAGUCACGCACGCUGGGGCCCCCGCGGCUCCUCUUUGCUCGGGAGUCGCGAUGCCCCUGGGACACAUCAUGCACCUGGAUCUGGAGAAGAUCGCUGUGGAGUAUAUAGUGCCCUGCCUGCAUGACAUCGGCUUCUGCUACCUGGACAAUUUCCUGGGCGAGGUGCUAGGCGACUGCGUCCUGGAGCGCGUAAAGCAAAUGCACUGUAACGGGGACCUGCAGGACGGGCAAUUGGCUGGACCCCGCUCCGGGAUCUCCAAGAGGCACUUGCGGGGAGACCAGAUAACCUGGAUCGGGGGCAACGAAGAAGGCUGCGAAGCCAUCAACUUCCUCCUGUCCCUGAUCGACCGUCUGGUUUUGUACUGUGGAAGCCGCCUGGGCAAAUACUAUGUCAAAGAAAGGUCCAAGGCAAUGGUGGCUUGCUAUCCUGGGAAUGGGACCGGUUAUGUUCGACACGUAGACAACCCCAAUGGAGAUGGGCGCUGUAUCACCUGCAUCUACUAUCUGAACAAGAACUGGGAUUCCAAGCUACAUGGUGGGAUUCUUCGGAUAUUCCCAGAAGGAAAGUCCUUUAUAGCAGAUGUGGAACCUAUUUUUGACAGGCUACUCUUCUUCUGGUCAGAUCGUAGGAACCCACAUGAAGUACAGCCUUCCUACGCUAUGAGAUACGCUAUGACUGUUUGGUACUUUGAUGCAGAGGAAAGAGCAGAAGCCAAAAAGAAAUUCAGAAAUUUAAUUGGGAAAACGGAAACCUCCCGGAGUGAGGACUGAUCUGGAGAUCGUUUGGCACUGUUCUUUUCAGAAACACUGUUCCUGAUUUCUCUGCAAGUGACAAGAUCCAAAGAUGACCUCUUCAUUGACUCGGGAAGGAUAUUCUUUCCCACAUGCUAGAAAUGCACUGUUCAUGUCUCUUAUCUUGCCUGUGGUACUCAGCAUUUCUUCUGCCAGGACUCUGUUCAUCUCCAGACACUCUCUGUGACUUUGGAAGGACCUGAAGACUUGCCUACUCUAGAAAUACCGUUGAGCAACGACUCAUUGAGCAAGUUUACCAGAUGACUUUUUGGCUACACCAGUUGUAAAGAUGAUGAACGUGGAAACAUAAGGGAGGGAACAAAUCUUAUUUGCACUUUAUGUAAACUUUUCAGAUUGAAAGAAAGCUUUGCCAAGAAAUACUUCCUCUGGAAGCAACUUGAGGAGUUGGCCUAAGGAAAGAGUUCCUAUUGCACCACUCAGCUAGAUGUCAUUGGAUGAGCUUUCUGUAGCGUUAGCUCAAGUGUAUGUUUUCUCUGUCUCUACAAAGGGCUGUCCUUGUCAUUGUAAUAUCUUCACACAUGCCUUGUUGACUGAACACUUCUUAUUUUGUUCUUUCUUCCUAGUCUUGGAAGUAAGGCUUCUUGCCUCUGCUCAAGAUGAGUGAAAAUAUGAACCUCAUAUGAGAUAGAAAUACCAUUUACUUCCCUUUUUAUUUUCCUCCCUCAAGAGGUUGGCUCCCCAGAAGUCUAGCCAAGGUUGGAAGUUCAGCAUUGUCUUACUGGCUCCUUUAAUAAUAAGGUAGAGUUGUGGAUCCAAGACUAAACAUCUUAUCUGGACCUUAGAACCAAUCUAUAAUUAUGUUAAAACAAAAUUAGAUCUCUGGUUAACAGUAUUUUUUUUUAAUUAACAAAAGUUUUCUUUGCCCAUCUUCCCCCCUAUUCAUUUAAAAAAAAAAAGAAAAACAAGUACUUAUAUAACAUAUGCUUUGUCAAACAAAACACAUUGCUGCAUUGGUUAUAUCCCAAGUUAUACUUCUUAAUCCUUGAGCCAUCAUUUCUCUCUUAAGGUUAGAUAGUAGCAUGGUUCCAUUGGGCCUCAGAGUUUAUAUGUGUCUUCACUGGUUCUGGUGGGAAAGAGGGCUCAGGAAAAUUAGUGAUGUCUUCCCCUUUAAAAAAAAAUGAAGACACUCUUCUUUGAGAAAGUAGGGUAAAAAUAAAGUCUCCAUUUUUAAAAGAAAAAAGAAAUAAAAAAUUCAUGGAAGAAAAAACCUAUGUUGAGUCACUGGACUCUGUCUAUCCCCACCAGCUUUCACUCCCACAACCAGCAUUUUGGUUAGACCUUGGUACCUCAGUCUCACUUCUGUUGUCAGUGUUACAGAGGUCAUGUAUUUACUGAGGUGUAAUUGUGAAAUUGUGAAAAAAAAUUGUUUUCUAUGACUGUAUGAGGGAACACUUUGCCUCAUCCUCAUAAUCCAUUUCCCAUAUCAUUGUGGCCUUUCCUCACCUUCCUUUGGGACACCUUCUUGUAUUCCCUUUUGUAUCUUACUUGGAAUUGUCUCAUUUCCCUACUUAUACAGUGAAGAAGGAAAAUGGGAAACCUUUCAUUUUCUUUAGGUAGAGAUGUUGGAUUUCUUGGGAGAAAUCCCAAGUUUAGCUUUGCCUUAACUGGUGGUUGAAAAGCUUCAGACAAGUGUUGUCAUUUCCACCUGGCUCCACAUCGAGCCUUUUUCUACAUAUAUCUUUGGAGAUGUACAAAAUGUGUCCAUUGCUUUCUUCCCCAUUUUGUCACCAUGAAAAGACUCCCUGGUCUUUGUGUGUGUGUGUGCGCGCAACUUUCUACCAUCAUACAUUUGUGAACCCGGGAGAUUAAUUCUAGAAUUCUUUUGGUGUCAUGAUUGGUUUGGUGAAUGAAACUGAGCUGAUUAUUUACCAAAUGGCAGAGUAUUGUAAAACAUGCUGUGAACCACUAUUAGUUGGAAGAUUGGCAGGAUUUCUCUUCUUCUCUGCCUUGGACCAUUAAGAAUAUAAACUUAACCCUGAUGAAUGUAGCUUCAGUUGCACUAAUACAGAAUCCUUGACAAUAAACUGAAAGGUCAUAGUGAGAGAGAAGAGGGGUUUACUGGCUACUCUGGUAAGAAGCAGUCACUAUGUAUUUUUGAAGUUGUCUAUUUUGCUUUAGGGUUUUUUUUCCUUCCUUUUCUUUUUUUGGGGACUCAACCUGUGAUUUCAUCAGUCUAGAAUACUAGUGAGGGAUUUCCUUUACCAACACAUCAGCAUUAUCUCUUGCAUUAUCUUUACAACCUUGGCUACCUGGUGCACCAACAGGUUAAGCUGCUUUCCAGUGGUCACAAGCCCCUCCAUUGCCUAUUCCAGAGGUAGCAGAUAAGACUACAAAAUUCACUUAAAGCUUUUGACCAGUCUUCCUCAUGUAUACUAAUGGGUAUCUGAUUGCUGGGAGUAGAUGCAGAUUCAUUGAUUGAGUAACAGGCUAUUAAAACAGUAUAGCCCUGGUACUUCGAGUUGACUUUUUUUUGGCAAGUUAUUUCUUUUUUUAAACUUGUCCAAGGUCUGACUUUUCUUCUAUCUUACCUAAACUAUUGGGAGAAAGGUACUAUACAAUAAAUGUUUAAAAUAAUCUAUUUUAUCUUUGGCUGAUUUGUGUGGCUGAAUUAUCCCACUAGAAAUCAAGUCCAGAACAGGUUGAAGAUGAAACCAUAUAGCCAGGGACUGUUUUUUAUAUUCCCUUAGACCCUGUUGUUUGGGAAGGACUGAAAACUGCCAAGGGAAAGUCAUUUG
Phascolarctos cinereus (koala) is the source of this 3863-nucleotide messenger RNA. RefSeq names its product egl-9 family hypoxia inducible factor 3 (gene EGLN3). Gene Ontology annotation, molecular function: L-ascorbic acid binding; ferrous iron binding; peptidyl-proline 4-dioxygenase activity. Lineage: Eukaryota; Metazoa; Chordata; Mammalia; Diprotodontia; Phascolarctidae. Gene Ontology annotation, cellular component: nucleus; cytoplasm. The record is from RefSeq and is a predicted model, not a curated record. Gene Ontology annotation, biological process: peptidyl-proline hydroxylation to 4-hydroxy-L-proline; cellular response to hypoxia.